CCUAAACAUAUUUUUAUCGUAUUUUUAAACCUACUGACCUGAUGAAAGCAGUAAGGCACAGCUAAAACAGUCACUCCAAAAGCCGUAUUAACAACAUUGAUAAUAAAAGGAACACUCGAUGUUUUAGCCAUUACUAUAAAAUUGACAACUGUCGACGUUUACAGUUUUCUUUUAUGAAUAAAUUUACAUGAUUUCAUAAUAUUUAUUGCCAUUUUUAGCUCAUGUUUUAGCUUGAAACAUUGUGGCAUUCAAUCAUUCAUUGUAGGUAGCCAUUGUUAAUUUUUUUUCAUUGAAUUUGUUAUUAUUAUAUUUAAAUGAAGUAUUGUGGGAGAUAGGAAAUUUCCUAUUGGGAAUUUUGUAUCAAUGGAAUUUUGAAAGCAAAUGUAGUCAUAGAAAUUUAUUUUAUUACGACGUUUCGAUUCGUUUCAAUAACAAUUCAUGCGUAAUUUUAAUUAUUUUUAAAUAAGAAUAGUAAUAAAAUACAAGAAUAAAGUAUGAAUCAAUUUCCAAAAUUUAACAACGUAAAAGAAAUUUAAUGGAAACACAAAGGAAACGGAUUAAUUAAUAAUAUUGGAAAUUUUCCCAAAAUUUUCAGGGAAAUUUUGAAUAUAUUAUGUGGAAGCACCAGCAUCGUGCUUCGUUCCCAGGCUCUUCUUGUCUCCCUCUUUCUUUCCAAAAUGGUGAGUGUUUAUAACUUUUUCUACUAUAUGGAAAAUCCAUCGUUUUUCUAAGCCAUCCUUUGUACUUUUCUGCAUUUUUGGAUAGAAUUACACAAAAUAAAACCUGUAGUUAUCGUACUUUAUGAUAUUUUAGGAUUACAUGCUAUAUUUCGUUAUGUUUUAGGGUAUAGACAUCAAACAUAAACACCAAAAGAAAAAAAAUCGGCGAGACCCCGUCUCGGAGAACAUCUAUCUCCGUUUGUUGGUGAAGGUAUAAAUUUUACAAAUUCAUCUUUCAUGUUUGCUGUUUGUGAAAUAAAUUAUUUUGAUUUUUGACAUACUUUUAGUUCAAUGAUUUUGGCUAAAUUUUUAUAAAAUUUAUAAUUUCAAAUUUUCAAUGAUUCUUUUAGCUAUACAAGUUUCUGGUCCGGCGUACUGAUGCUAAAUUCAACAAGAUUGUUUUGAAAAGGCUUUGUAUGAGUAAGAUCAACAGACCACCUCUAUCAAUUGCUAGACUGGUAUGUUUCCACAGUUUGCAAUGAACUUAUGCACUGUUCACAUAACUAGGGGCAUUCCAGAAAACAUCCACACAUCCCCCAUGGACCUGAUUGGAAAGUUUGGAAAUUGCGUAACCAAGAUUUCGAAAAUUUAAUAGAAAAUAUAUAUAGAACGCAUCAAAAUAUCGGUAUCUCGGUCAUGCGAUACAAACUCUCCACACUGGCCCACAGAUAGCCUGCUCACAGACGUUGUAGUUCUUACGCCAAGCGACGAAAUACUACCGUCUGCUUGCCCGAGCGCCAAACUGAAUUCCGCUACGUCAACCAAUCAGAAUUUACCUUCCAAAUUCUGGAAAGUGACGUCAGUUGAUUUAGGAGUGGAAUAAACAUAAAUAUAUAUUUUGAAAGCAGUUGUCGGUUGAAUUUUGGUCAAAAUUGCACAUAAAUUGAAUUUAAAGAUACUGAUACUUGUCCAGGUAAUAAAAUGCACCAUUAAUGAUCAGAUUUGGAUAUUAAAGAUGUUCGGUUAAUAUAUUUAAAACGCGGACAGGAUUGGCAUAUUUAUACUGUAUGAAUCUUAGCCAGACGGCAUCAAAUGCCGAAUAUAUUUCGCUGAAAUUUGAACGGUUUAUCUUUAUAAGACAACAGAACUCGGAAGACAGAAAAUUGUAUAUAAUACUGUGGCUUAGAAAGCGAAAUAUUAGCUUCAAAGUAAACUAAUUUGCUGUCUGAGCAACCACUUCUGAAUGUAAACUGUAAACACAACACAAACCCGAGAAACUUGUAUUAAAAUUGCGAUGAAUUUUCCAAUUCGCCCAAACUUCGAAACGUUUAAUAUACUCUAACUUGGCUAUACUUUUCUACAUGACAAUGAGAGCUUAAUCUUUUAGAAGUUUUUGUCGAAGUCAUGGCAUAUAGGAAGUAUCAAGAGCAACAUUUGGACAUAUCCUGGUUCCCGAUUGAUUGUUUGUCAUUGUUAUAAACAAAAAUUUAAAUUUCGCCUACUGCAUUGCUUUAGCACUUUAUAUACACCGAUUGUUUGUUGAACAUGCGAGAAGAUGAUAACAAUAUUAUUCUACGUAAACAUCGUGAAGUUCAACGCUAUAGUUUCCAAAAUAUAUCCACGCAAGUAAACAAAUUUCAGUUUCAACCCAAACAAUAUAUUCCAAUGCAUGUGCAAGGGCUUUUCCCAGUAGCUAAUCUCUCAAUAUAUAAGGCGGCUUCCAAUUGGCUCUAAUGUUUUUGAACACUGCCAGAUGAUUGGCUCGGCUAAAACAAAGGGAAUUGAAUAUGCAGCUUGGGUAAGCAGACGGUAGUAUUUCGUCGCUUGGCGUAAGAACUACAACGUCUGUGAGCAGGCUAGCCCACAGAGGAAAUUGGAAGUUGACCUCCUACGGACAUUCUACAUAGGGCAGAAAUGCCUGCCGUAAGGGGAGUGUGUAUCUUUUCUGGGAUGACCCAUUGGACUAGAUGGAUUAGCACACUGUCUUGUUGCAAGGUUUGCAACAAUUAUAUGAUAAUUUGAAUCAGAAAACUGUAGAGUUUCGAGCAAAGGCUCUUUCCUGACGGAAUUUAAUUUGCAUCUGUAUCUUGCAUAUUUUAAUACACAAUAGUAAUACUCGAUGCUCUAUUAGCUGAACAUAUUGGGUGAAUGUUGGGUGUGAUGAAUUCUAACACGACGGUCUUCAGAUAAUAUGAUGUUGAAGAUGUGUUUUCUGACCCAAUUUACUAGAAGCUGGAUUUACUAAUGAUUAGUUCUGUUCAAUAUCUAGGUCCGUAAAAUGAAACCAUAUGGUUUCGAUGGCAAGAUUACAGUGGUGGUUGGCACCAUCACUGAUGAUCAGAGGAUUUAUGAAAUCCCCAAAAUGACCGUAAGUUGACUUGAGGUUGUUUGGGGCAAACGUUCCCUUCUAAACGUUUAACUUGCCACCCAAGAAGAACUGAAACUGGCAGACAACAUAUAUGGGCUGUCAACAACAAUUUUAGUCUUGGUCUAUCCUCUAACAAGUCUGUGAUUAUACGGUGAAACCUAUUUGACAAGUACUAAUGCUGCAUUGUGUUGUUGAAACAGUAUUGAGUCAUCCCAGAAAACAUCCAUACCUUCCCCAUAGAUGAAAUUGAAAGUUACCCCCUCCCCCAAUAUAUCCUAAUACACUUACUAUUAUCAGAUUGGAAUGUGGAUCUUUUGUGAAAUGACUCAUUUGACUUUGAGCACAAUGUAUUUUCAGGUUUGUGCCUUGCAUGUAACUGACGGAGCCCAAGCACGGAUAUUGAAAGCUGGUGGUGAGAUCAUUACAUUUGAUCAGUUGGCUCUGAGAGCUCCAAAAGGACAGCACACUGUCUUGUUGCAAGGUUUGUAUCAAUUCUCUGUUAAGCGUUCAUUUGCUUGGACAUUUUGUCCAGAGUAAUCACUUUUCUUCAAAGACCAUGUUUAUAAACAAAUAUUUAGAAUAAUUUUGGGGUGAUGAAUGUUGGGUGUGAUGAAUUUUAACACGACGGUCUUCAGAUAAUAUGAUGUUGAAGAUGUGUUUUCUGACCCAAUACAUGAGUGUGAUUGCUGCAAUUUAUGUACUCGAUCAGUCUAUUGUAAUUUACAAGUACUAACUUGUGAAACAGAUUGUUCAAGUGGAUUAAUAGUGGACUAUAUUUUUCUUGCAGGUCCCAGAAAGGCAAGAAAAGCUGAGCGUUACUUUGGCCUUGCACCUGGUGUGCCCCACAGCCACACACGAGCCCGUGUUCGCUCCAGGGGACGUAAAUUUGAGCGUGCUCGUGGCCGUCGUAACAGUCGUGGAUACAGAGCAUAAGCAUCAGUGUACGGACAAAUGCAAAUAAAAUA
Messenger RNA from Paramuricea clavata, 3992 nucleotides. NCBI's taxonomy places the organism in Eukaryota, Metazoa, Cnidaria, Anthozoa, Malacalcyonacea, Plexauridae. The record is from the annotation of a GenBank genome assembly.